Messenger RNA from Yarrowia lipolytica CLIB122, 2367 nucleotides. RefSeq lists its product as uncharacterized. Gene Ontology annotation, molecular function: steryl-beta-glucosidase activity. Lineage: Eukaryota; Fungi; Ascomycota; Dipodascomycetes; Dipodascales. The record is from RefSeq and is a predicted model, not a curated record. Gene Ontology annotation, biological process: carbohydrate metabolic process; ergosteryl 3-beta-D-glucoside catabolic process.
AUGAGUCUCCAACUACUCAUCGAUGAAACGGGCAACUUCACCGACCCGUCCGGAAAAGCUGUGAUUCUGCGGGGAAUCAACGUGGCAGCAGACGCCAAGCUUCCUGCAAAACCGUUCACACCGUCCCAACAAAAGGCCGGAGACGACUUCUACGACACAACAGUCUCUUUUGUGGGCUCUCCUUUCCCCCUAGAAGAAGCAGACGAACACUUUGCCCGAAUCAAGGCCUGGGGAUUCAACACCAUCAGAUACAUUUACACAUGGGAGGCGCUAGAACACGAAGGCCCCGGAGUCUACGAUGAAGAAUUCAUCGAUUACACUAUCGCCGUGCUCCGAAAGAUUGGAGAACACGGUAUGUUUGCAUUCAUGGAUCCGCACCAGGACGUGUGGUCACGUUUCACCGGCGGAUCAGGCGCUCCCCUCUGGACCCUGUAUGCUGCCGGUUUAGACCCCCGACACUGCAUGACCACCCAUUCUGCCCUGGUCCAAAACCUGUGGGACAACCCAUCCAAGUUCCCUAAGAUGAUCUGGAGCACCAACUACCAGAAGCUCGCGUGCCAGGUCAUGUUCACACUCUUCUUUGCAGGCAACCACUUUGCCCCCAAGUGCAUUAUCAACGGCGUUAACGUCCAGGACUACCUGCAGGGGUCGUUUCUGGCUGCCAAACGCCACCUCGCCGAGCGCAUUGCCGUCGACCAGCAUCUGGUGGAGAACGUGGUCAUUGGCUGGGAGUCCGUCAACGAGCCCAACCACGGGCUGAUUGGCUAUGAGAACAUCCACGCCAUUCCCGAUUCGCAAAAGCUGCGGCUUGGACCCACUCCCACCGCCUUUGAAUGCAUGCGAAUGGGAAUGGGCGAGACCGUAGAGGUGGACAACUAUGAAUUUGGACCCUUUGGAGCCACAAAGAACGGCACGGUCGUCAUCGAGCCUAAGGGAACUCUAGCAUGGCUCAAGGACUUCUCCGAGUGUGACAAGAUCUACGGAUGGACUCGAGGACCUGAAUGGCUACCUGGAAUGUGCAUCUGGGCCCAGCACGGCGUCUGGGAGCCCAAGACUGGCAAGCUGCUCAAACCCACCUACUUCAACGAUGGCCACUCGUUCCACGGCAUUGGAUCCAAGAUUGAUGAAGAAGUGUGGGUCAAUAAGUACUUUCUGGGAUACUGGCUCGCCUUCCUGGCGACAAUCCGUCAGGUCAACAAGGACUGGCUGGUUCUCAUGCAGGCCCCAGUCAUGCAAGUGCCACCGGAUCUCGUCAACCACCCCGAGUUCAACGAUAAGCGAAUCGUGUACUCGCCGCAUUACUACGACGGCCUGACGCUGAUGAACAAAAAGUGGAACCGGCUGUACAACGUCGAUGUAGUCGGUAUUCUGCGAGGCAAGUAUCCUUCCAUUGUUCUGGGUCUUCGAGUCGGCGAGUCUGCCAUUCGUAAUUGUCUGCGUGACCAGCUGCGGUUCUUGCGAAAGGAGGGUCUUGCCAAGAUUGGAAAUUUCCCGUGUCUGAUCUCCGAAAUCGGAAUCCCUUACGAUAUGGAUGACAAAUACGCAUACCGAACGGGCGACUACUCACAGCAGAUCCGAGCUCUGGAUGCCAACCAGUACGCUCUGGAAGGCUCCAAACUGCACUAUACUCUGUGGGUCUACACCGCAUCUAACAACCACAAGUGGGGCGACAACUGGAAUGGAGAGGAUCUAUCUUUGUACUCCAAGGACGAUGCUGCGAAGCAGCUCCAGAAGUACGGAGGAGCUACCCAGACUCUGACAAACGGAAGUGCCGAUGGUUCUCAGUCCUCGGAAGAAACCCCUCCUCCGACGUAUACCUCCUAUGCGUCGUAUUACCUGGAUUCGUCGUACCUCGGCAAGACGUCUAUCGGAAAGAGCAUCAAAGGCCGAGUCUCGUCCAUCAAGGGCGCUAUCCGACGUCGUAACAAGACUGCGGCUGUUCCUUUGUCCUCGCAUGGCGACGCCUUCAAGCCUCCUCCCGAGUAUGUGCUUGGAGCCCGAGCAGGAGAGGCCUUUAUUCGUCCUUGUCCCCAGGUCAUUUCCGGCAAGCUAGACUCGUAUGGCUUCGACCUGCAGAAGUCUGUGUUCACCUUGAAGAUCAAGGGAGCUGCAUGUGGAGAGAAUGACAAGUGCGAGGGCAAGUUGUUGCCCACCACCAUCUACCUGCCGCACUACCAUUUUUUGCAAUGGGCCACAGGAGUGUCCACGUCUUCAGGCAAGUGGGAGUACGACGAAAACACGCAAAUUCUCACCUGGUGGCAUUACGAGGGUCCUCAGCAGCUACAGGUCAAGGGAAAUAUUCGGUUCAUCACAGACUACAUUGACACUGCCAACAACCUGAGCAGCAGUCAAUGUCGAUCUCAGUGA